UUAAGAUCAGUGACGUUUCACCUAUUUAUUCAUCAAUGCUUUGGGGAUUCAUUGUGCUGGCAAUGCUCUUACACCUGUAACAAGUUAACAUUUAAGUUUUCAAAUUUACCGCCGUCCGAAAAAAAUCCCUUAGAGUUGUAAUCCCCGCAAAACAAACAGGUCAAGUUCAUGGAAUAGCAUUGCCAUUUGUUAGCAUGGUAACCAAACAGAACGAAAAAAAAUCCUAAAUAUUUGUUUAAUCGAUGAUGUUAGUAACCAAAACUUGAGAAAUAAACAAACGCUUGAAAUAAACAGUUUUGAAAAAGUAGAGUAGUGUAAAAUUUGCAGAUUUUCUUUGGAAAUGUUAUAGCAUUUGGAGAUUUUUCGAUCCCUAAACUGAUGAAUUGAAUUGCUCUUACAUUGGUCGGUCAUCAUGGGAAAUACUGAAAGUAAUGUUACCAGUGGUGUCAAGAAACAGGCGGGAGUUUCCACCCAGGCCCUGUACAAAUUUGUCAAUCUAAAGGGUGGUGGCCUUCUGGUGGACAUGAUGAAAAGGGCCUGUCAAACGAAACAAUUCGCCGAAAUAGAUCAUGCCAUUAAAACCAAGGUGGAACCAUUUCUCUAUAACAAAGGAGCUGGUCGUUAUUUUCCGAUUUCGAAAAUGGUUUUGUUACGCAACAAGGAGAGGGCACGCACGAAACAACUGCCUGAAAUACGGGCCCUUGAAAAUCCCGAUGAAGAUUUCAAUAUUCACGACUACUGUUCCGAGGUGUCGGAGGCGGAGUACAUAUCCAAUCCGAGUGCCUAUCGUUUUGUUUGUUGGAAUUUGAAUGAAAGAGGUGCUGUGGGUGAAACAAUUCUACACUUGUGCCUGCUCAAUGCCUCCUCGUUGCAUGCGGAUUUGGCCAAGAGGCUAUUGAAAUUUUAUCCCAAACUCAUUAUGGAUAUUUACUUGAGCGAUGAAUACUAUGGAGAAUCGGUGUUACACAUUGCCAUUGUGAACGAGGAUCCGGCAAUGGUGAAAUAUCUAUUGGAUGCCAAUGCCGAUGUCCAGGAGAGAUGCUGUGGUGCCUUUAUGUCGGCCGAAGAUCAAAAGGCUUCGCGAUAUGACUCCCCCGAACAUGAAUAUGUUGGUGUUCAUCCCAUGACCAAUUAUGAUGGCUACGUUUAUUGGGGUGAAUAUCCACUGUCAUUUGCAGCCUGUUUAUCGCAGGAAGAAUGUUUUCGUUUGGUGUUGGCCCGUGGUGCUGAUCCCGAUAGCCAAGAUACCAAUGGCAAUACCGUGUUGCAUAUGUUGGUGAUCUAUGAGAAAAUCGACAUGUUCGAUGUGGCCUAUGAGGUUGGCACCAAUAUCCACAUACGGAAUGUACAAAAUCUUACACCCCUGACAUUGGCGGCCAAGUUGGCGCGGGUGGAAAUGUUUUUCCACAUUUUGAGUAUAGAGAGGGAAAUUUACUGGCAGUUGGGUAGCAUAACAUGUGCCGCAUAUCCUUUGUCAAAAAUCGAUACCAUUGAUGUUAAGACUGGGAAUAUAAACAAGGAUUCGGUGUUGAAUUUUGUGGUGUUUGGGGACAAAUUGGAACAUUUGGAGUUGUUGGAUGGCGUGGUCAUUGAUUUGCUUAAAACGAAAUGGGAAACAUUUGUCAAGUCCCGUUUCUACAAACAGUUUUAUAUGUUUUCCUUCUAUUUCCUCUUCUCCUUGGUGAGUUUUAUAUCCCGGCCAGGACCCAAAAUUGAGGAUGAAGAUGAGGAGGGGGAUGCGAAUGAUUCGGCGGGUAAAGGAAAUGAUUCUACCACAAAUGCCAGACUUUUGUAUGCCACACCUGCCAGUAGAGUAACAGGCAUUGAAAAGUUACCCUACAAAACAUUUUGGCUUAACUUUAGUGAGUACAUUGAUGAUGAUGCUAAUGCUGAAAAUAUGCCCUCCUGGUGGGCAAGCUAUGAGGAGUGUCCCCUGAUGGAUAUGGAAACGAAUUUGGCAAAGUUCCGCAUUGUGUCCGAAAUCGUAAUUUUCUUUGGAGCGAUUUUGUAUUUGUUAUCGGCCCUGAGAGAGGCCAAGUUUUUGGGUUAUAAAAUGUUUGUUGAAAAUCUGAUGACGGCACCCUCAAGGGUCAUGUUCUUGUUCUCCUGCUGCCUAAUGAUGACCAUACCCUGGCUAAGGCUAUCCUGUCUCACCGAACUGGAUGAUCAUGUGGCGGUGAUGAUAAUGCUUACCACGGCUCCCUACUUUUUGUUCUUUUGUCGAGGCUUCAAGACCGUUGGUCCCUUCGUUGUGAUGAUCUAUCGCAUGGUUAUGGGAGAUUUGAUACGUUUCGUAUCGAUUUAUUUGGUCUUUGUGAUGGGCUUUUCCCAGGCCUAUUACAUUAUCUUUUUGACCUUCGAUAAUCCUGCCACACCGGAGGAAAUUGAUGAUACCGGCACAAAUCCCAUGCCAUCGCCCAUGGAAUCAGUGGUGGCCAUGUUUCUAAUGUCCCUGACAAAUUUCGGUGAUUAUUACGGGGCCAUGGGUUCGACGCAACAUGAAUAUGAAGCGAAAAUUUUAUUCUUCCUUUUUAUGGUGAUCGUCAGUGUGUUGCUGGUUAACAUGUUGAUUGCCAUGAUGGGUAAUACGUAUCAGAAGAUUGCCGAGAUACGCAAUGAAUGGCAGCGCCAAUGGGCCCGCAUUGUUUUGGUUGUGGAACGUAGUGUGCCACCGGCAGAGCGUUUGAAGAAUUUCAUGCAGUAUUCACAACCGAUGUCGGAUGGACGCAGGGCUUUGGUGUUGCGUUUAAAUAUGAGUGAUGAGGACAAAGAGGAAAUGAAAGAGGUGCAGGAAAUGAAACGCAUACAUCAACGCUUUUCCAAGAAACGCCAAAUGGAGCGGGAGGCCAGAGCCAAAAAGCGCCAGGAGGAAUAUGAGAAAUUCUUUGGCGCAACACCAACGUCCGAUAAUGAAAAUAAUAAUUUCUAAUCAAAAUUGCUAGGAAAAUUUAAUAAAUUGUGAAAUGUUAAGUUGG
Messenger RNA from Musca domestica (house fly), 2975 nucleotides. RefSeq names its product transient receptor potential cation channel subfamily V member 5-like. Gene Ontology annotation, biological process: calcium ion import across plasma membrane. Gene Ontology annotation, cellular component: membrane. Gene Ontology annotation, molecular function: protein binding; calcium channel activity. Lineage: Eukaryota; Metazoa; Arthropoda; Insecta; Diptera; Muscidae. The record is from RefSeq and is a predicted model, not a curated record. Bases 413 to 2929 code for a protein of 838 amino acids. The transcript is spliced from 9 exons.